CAUCUAUCUAUCCUUCUUUCCUUUCUCUCUCUUCUUAAUUUAUUAGUCAUAAGAAAAAAAUUGAAUUUUCCUGUCUUUAAACUAAGAUAUAUUUAUCAAGAAAUCAAUAGCCCAUAACUCCAUUUCCUUUGGUUUCUGUGAUCCUAUCAGACCCAUCAGACUAGUUUCUUAAAAGACAAUCUUUGCAAUUCUUUCUUUGUUACUUUCUUUAAAGUUCAAUUCUUUUUUGGUUUUUCUUGUAAAUUAAGGAGUUUUCAGAUCUUUAACAAGAAAAGGGUUAAUUGUUAUGUCGAUAACAUUAGAGUGUAAUAGCAAUAGAGGGAUGAGAGAGAUCGAACCGAGAGGGAUUGUGUGUGUUGCUACGGCGCGGAUCUUUGAGUCUCCGGUAGCGGAGGAGAGGGCAGAGGUGAAUGAAUGUAGUAGCUCAUCGGAGGCGGCUUCUUCUACGACGUCGUCGAUUGGGAAGAAUAGUGAUCUAUCCUCUAAUGGUGAGAAUUGUGAAGAUGAAAAUGAAGUCCAAAGUGCUUUUAAAGGAACUCUGGAUGCUAUGGAUGCUUUGGAGGAGGCUUUGUCCAUGAGAAGAGGCAUAUCAAAAUUUUACAAUGGUAAAUCAAAAUCUUUCACAAGUCUGGCCGAGGCAUCCUCCUCUUCAUGCAUUAAAGAAAUUACAAAACCAGAGAAUGCUUACACCAGGAGACGAAGAAAUUUGCUUGCCUUCAAUCAUGUCUGGGAUAAGAAUAGAAGCUUCCCUCACCGAAGCAAUGGAGGCGGGAUAUCAAAGAGACCAAUUAGUUCAAGCAAAAGCACGUUGGCCCUUGCCGUCGCUAUGAGCAGCUCUGAGAGUAUUAGUAGCGCAAGUGAGGAUUCUACUUCAAGCUCAAUGUCCAAUACGCCCACACAUCUUCCACCGCUGCACCCGCGAUCCAGGACUUAUCAUAAUAAUCUUGCUUCGCUGCCAUCUCCACGGCAAAACUUCUCGCCAUGGCGUUCAUUCUCAGUAGCCGAUCUACAGCAAUGUGCCACUACAUCUGACAAAACUGACACAGACUUGAAAUAUAAUGUUACUCGUGUUUAAUCUUAAAAUAGCUUCUGUUAUCAUGGGGUUGCUGGAGAGAGGAGGUCACUUUCUGUGAUCACACCAGAGUCUCCAGCAGUCGCCCCCUUUGUAUGCUUCAUCUUUUUGCAUAUAAAUGAGAAUGUUCCUGGAGGAUACAAAUCAA
This is a messenger RNA of Ricinus communis (castor bean), 1220 nucleotides long. Its product is annotated as protein OXIDATIVE STRESS 3 LIKE 2. Lineage: Eukaryota; Viridiplantae; Streptophyta; Magnoliopsida; Malpighiales; Euphorbiaceae. The transcript has 2 exons. The record is from RefSeq and is a predicted model, not a curated record. Bases 287 to 1075 code for a protein of 262 amino acids.